This is a messenger RNA of Drosophila busckii, 1981 nucleotides long. It is a transcript of the gene Aps, whose product is annotated as diphosphoinositol polyphosphate phosphohydrolase 1. Gene Ontology annotation, biological process: adenosine 5'-(hexahydrogen pentaphosphate) catabolic process; diadenosine hexaphosphate catabolic process; diadenosine pentaphosphate catabolic process. The transcript is spliced from 5 exons. Gene Ontology annotation, cellular component: cytoplasm; nucleus. The record is from RefSeq and is a predicted model, not a curated record. Bases 841 to 1383 code for a protein of 180 amino acids. NCBI's taxonomy places the organism in Eukaryota, Metazoa, Arthropoda, Insecta, Diptera, Drosophilidae. Gene Ontology annotation, molecular function: diphosphoinositol-polyphosphate diphosphatase activity; bis(5'-adenosyl)-pentaphosphatase activity; endopolyphosphatase activity.
GAUGCAAUAAUUUGCAAAUUCGUUUAAAGUACUACUUGGACGUGAGUUUUGCUGGCGGAAAAAAACAAUCGCGGAUUUAACUAACAUUGUUUAGAACGAAACGCGUGUGUUUGUCUGCCAAAGGCGGCGGAUUCAUCAGCAUUUCGGAGCUAUUAAGAGCGAGAAAAUGGAAAACGCAUGUUCUGUUGCUGCCAACUCGCUGGAAAUUUACGUGCUCAGAUAAGACGGACCAGCUGUGCGUCGGUCUCUCGCUCAAAUUGCAACAAAUUUGUGAAAAGUAUCCGGCCUGGGUGCCUUAGACUCAAAUAAACAAGACGCCGACGGAGUAGCCUAGCCAGCAAACUGUAAACGAAACCGGGACAAAAGCAUCAACAGUGAGACGACACGAACAUACCGUAACAGCAACAACAACCCAUCACCAACACCAAAACCAACAACAACAACAUGCACCCACUGCAAACAACAUACACAACACAAACAAAUACAUGCACGUAGACACUCACACAUACACCCACAGCGACUACAACUACAUAGACACCGGCAGUAUCUUGUUGUGACGCAGCAGCUAUCAAAAAGCACCUGCAAAGCGGCACGAGACCUGGCGACCGGCUCCCAGUGCAGCUGUCACAAGCGCAAAAACAACAACAAGCACAACAACAAAGCUUGCACACUUGUUGCAAGUGUACGGCUUAGGGAAGAGUGCGACUAGGAGAGCAUAAUUGAGGGAGAGUGAGCGAGGAAGAGAGAGAGAGAGAGAGAGACGGACGAUUGUCUCUGUUAAAAGUGCCUAAGCAGUCAGCUAUUAACGUUCAUUUGCCGCCGUACUUAAAAAACUUAAAGAUGGUUAAGGAAAAGCCGAACUCGACGCGCAUCUACGACAAGGAUGGCUUCAGACGUCGUGCUGCCUGCCUUUGCGUCCGUGCUGAAAACGAAUCUGAGGUGCUAUUGGUUACCUCUUCGCGACGUCCGGAAUUGUGGAUUGUGCCUGGCGGUGGCGUCGAGCCUGAUGAGGAGCCCUCGGUAACCGCCAUGCGUGAGGUGUUGGAAGAAGCUGGCGUUGUCGGCAAUCUUGGUCGUUGUCUGGGCGUCUUCGAGAAUAAUGAUCAUAUGCAUCGCACCGAGGUGUUUGUUAUGAACGUCACCAAGGAACUAGAGGAGUGGGAGGACUCACGAAGCAUCGGGCGCAAGCGGCAAUGGUUCACCGUUGAUGAGGCGUUGUCUCAGCUAGCGCUGCACAAGCCCACCCAGCAGCAUUAUCUAAUGCAAAUGCAGCACUCGAAGACACUGGAAAAUGCCAAUACGCCUGGUCGAGUGGUGAAUGCCACGCAUCCCCCCAUAUUGACCAACACAUCCUCAGCGGCUGCAUCGCCUACAACGGCAUAAAGACAAAUAGAGAAGGAAUAAUAACUCACACAGACAUAAACACACAGCUACACACCACACACACACACACACACACACAUACAUCCAUACAUAUACGACAUUUUGAAAGUUUAUAAUUAGGCAGGCAGUUAAUCCAUAAUUUCGGUAUUUUUAAUUCAUUUACGUAAAACCCACUCGCCACCCUAAGCAAAGCCUGAUUAGUCAGCAUCUCUUUCGAGUUAAGUUUAAGUCGAGCGCUUCAUUUAUGUUUUAGAAAUUGCAUUAAAAAAUCAAUGUACUUUAAAUUAUAGAAUGCAUAUUAAACGAGGAUACAACAUAUAUAUUAUAUAUCUAAAUUAACAAACGAAAUUGAUUGCAACAACACAAACAUAUGUAAUAAUUUUUGAGCGCAUAGAGCACUUUUUGCAAAACGAAAUGAAAAUACAAUUACUAACAAGGAAUUAUAUGAUAUCUAUUAGAUUUUUCUACUCUUUUUUAUAAUUUACUCGAAAGCAAAUUGAUUAUUGUAAAGAAAACCCCAAUUGGAGCAUGGCUUUAAAGAAGCGCUAAAAUUUUAUAAAAUAUGCUAAGCAGCGUCAACAAUAAAAUUUAAACAAAA